AAACUUGAAGCAUAGUGUUUGCAGGCAGGAACUCCCCAGUGUGGGCUAUUUUCCAUCGGCACCAACUCCCGUCGCGUCAAAGCCAGCUCUUGCAUGUCGCGAUUAACUCGAUUACUUCAUGCUACCGCGAGAGGAUCUGGCGCAUUUUAUCACCAUUGCCAAAAUGCCGUCGCAGGCCGAGGCCACCCUUCCGGCAACGCGCAGAGCGCGCAAGUCGAUAUGCGGCCGCUCACCGACGAGGAAAUCGGCCGACAGAGAGAAUGCUACGGUCGACCUGGGCAGCGCUAUGGCAGUCGCCAGUCGCAAGAAGUCGUCGAGAAGCAAGAGCAUGGGCCCUGGCGGGCUCGACAUCCUUAAGCAAGGCACCGGCAACCGCAGAGUUUCUCUGGCCGCGCCAUCCAAGCCGCCGCCGCGGUCAAUUCUUAAGCCGACGAUUCCCCUACUUCCAGAGAUCCCUCCUCACAAGCCGAAGCAGUCAAAUGCACCCAAAACCAGCACCCACCCCCUAGACAGCGGCGAGAAUGACGGGGCAGGUGCUGGGACCAAGGUGGCACUGCGGACCGAAGAGGAACAGCAGGCUGCUGCCCGUGAGCGUGAGGAGCGAGAGCGCGCCGUCAUGGAGAAGGAGGUCAAUGACCGCAGAGAGGCUCGCAGAAAGUCCUUAGCCAACCGCAGGGUGUCCUUCGCCGCCGAAGCGACGCUGCACACCUUUCAUGAGAUAGAAUACAUGCAGGACUCAACUACGUCCACCGAUUCAACGCGCCGCGCAUCUUCGGUGGCCGCCCCUUCGCCUGCCCCACGGCCACAGGAGCAAUCUGGCCCAGACGCGUCAGAACCGCAAUCUCCCCCUCAGGAACACGUGGAGGAAAAAGUCCCCGAGUCUCCAGCCGACCAGAGGGAACUCCACCAGAGGAAACGCCGGCGCAGCUCUGGCGCGGCGACUUUAAACUUUGAAGACGCAGAUGAUGACAAUACCAUCACUUCGACGGUGUACGAUUCCGACUUCGAACAUGCUGAUGAUGUCGCCUCGAUCCACGGAGAGGAAAUGACAGACUCCAGUGAAGACUCGGACGAGGAGGAUGGUACCCUGAUGACUGUUGAGGCAGAGGAAAUGACUUCGGCGUCAGUGGCGUCCACCCGCUCCAGAUUCAGCAUGGACUCUGGCGGAGAUCUCGACGAGAAUCUCCGGCUUGCAGCCCGCAUGGCAGCCACCCAGCGACCUGACGAAGACGAAGAGGAAGAGUUCAUCGCUGGGUUUGCGGGAUGGGGAAAAAAGAACCCUGUUCACGCUGAAGUGAUCCGGGAAGUUGAAGAAGUCAAUGCACCCAGCCCUGUCCGCAAUAGGAGUCCUACAGCAGAAGAUCAAGGGUCCGAUAUGGAGAUGGAGAUGGAGACGGAAAUGGACGUCGACAUGGACAUGACCAACGCAGUUGGGGGCAUUCUGCGCUCAAACACGUCACCAGACCAGGACCAGGACCAGGACCAGGGCCAGGACCAGGAAAUGGAUAUGGACAUGUCAAUGGAUGUGACCAAGGCGUUGGGGGGGAUCAUCCAAAAGCCAGCAGCACAGACGCGCCGAAAGUCGAUUAGGACACGCUCCCAGCCGGAGACAUCUGAGGAUGUGAUGUCUUUUGGCGAGCAGACCAUGGAGCUCACGGCGGCAAUUGGGGUUAUCCAGCAUGGCAGGGUUUCUGACGGGAGCCAAUUUGACACAGACGGCAAUGAGGAUAUGUCCAUGGAGCUGACUACCGCAAUUGGGGGUCUUUUGCCGGGCAACAUCUUCCAAAGCAGUGCGCAGGAAAGCCGUCGGCGGACGAUUGCCACACGAAACGAAGCAGACUUGCUGGAAACCGCAACACAAAUCCGAAAAGUCACAGAGGCGGAAGCCGAGGAGGAAGCAGGUGUUGAUGAGACGUUUGGGAUGGAUAUGACCAUGGCUGUGGGCGGCAUCAUCAAAGCCGCCGCACCCACUCCUGAGGCUAGGUCGGCAGCGAAAAAGAUCAUGGCGCAAGAGGCCGACGCGCCAGACCAUUCCGUCACAGCAUCGACUGAAAUAAUUUCGUCUCCGAAACGUCGCGCGUCUCUAGUCGUGGGCGAAAAUGGCAGUCCCGAAAGGGCUCCAUUUCAAGGCAAAGGCCUUCGCCGUAGUCUACCUCGCGCUACCUCGCCGGGGGCAAGAUCUGUAGCGGAUGCAUCGAGCUCGCCUAUCAGAACUCCUUCGCCGAGCAGGAGCCCCGUGCGAAGCACGCCAUCUCCGCUGAAGACGCCGCCAGCGAUGAUAGGGAGUCGAUCCAACUCACCGAGGCGCCAGUCCUCAGGCAAAGCAAAGACGACCCCUCACUCUCCUUCCAAAUCAAGGCUCUUUCACCAGGACCCAAACACCGGGCUCAAUACCCCUCGUGUGGUUCUGACUCCUCAGGGCCGCCGGCUUUCCGGGCUCGGUGUUGAUCGGUCGGGACUGGGAUCCCCACGAGUUGCCGAAAUAUUCGACCGCAGGACAUCUCUUGGCGACGCGGCGACAAGUUUCAUUCCAAGCAAUGCGAACAAUACUCGCCGUGCCGUCGUGUUUGCAGACCCUCGGGCAAUAGAGGCCGAAAUUGAUAGGGACCGGCUGGACGAGGAAGAGAAGGAAGACAGCCGCAAGAUUCUACAGCGAGAGGCUGAAGGGCCCCAGGACGAGGGUGACGCCACACUCAACCUGAGGGAGAGGAUUCAGGGACUUAGUCCCAAGAAACCUGUACUAUGGGGUCGCAAGAGCCUACACGUCGGCAGCGCUAAAGGCUUGCUCGGGAAACGGCCUGCUGAACUAGACGAUGACGAUGACUCGGAGAAUCAGGACGGCGUGAAACGGCUUAAGGGGCAUCAAGGCAGUCCGGUGAAAAAUGUCAGGUUGCAGUCGCCCCCCUCCAAAGCGGAAACCACAACAGGUCGGAAGACACGCGCCGGCCUGAGGAGCACAGCGCCCGCGGAUGCCAACACCAUUACGCCGACAACUGCCGGAUCUCCCAGUAGAGCAACGACGCCCCGGAGUCAAGGCCGCUUCCGGAACGUCGAUGAUAAACUAACCAAUACUGUGGAUUUCGGGCAUACCGCCCACGCCCCCGAGGCUGAAGGCGACGAGGAAGACGAUGGAGAACGUAUACACCUCCAGGACUUCCUCAACAUGACGAGCAUCCGCUUCAUGGAGCUCAACACGACAAAGCGGAGGCAUACAAUUGCUCCGAGUGCACCGCGAGACAGCAAUGCCUCAUCAGACGGGAAAGAAGAUUCUUGCCACGAACUGAAGAAGUAUAUCUCCGAGGGCCGGAGGAUUGUGCGAGAGAUCGAAACCGAGACGUUUGAGGAAAACCCGCCUCUGUUUCGCGAGUACAUGUCUGCGACUCCCGAGGUUAGGGUACUUAUGGACAAUCAGUUCAAAAACGUCAAGACGCACGCUCGGCUCCUCAGCAAAGCCAUGUGGUACGAGUGGCGCAUGAAGCUUCAGGACGGGCUCAAGGAGGGCUUGCUCAAGAUCUCGGAGGGCAUGGACAACGACGAGCGACUCCUGGCGAAGCAGCAGGAGCUCCUCUCAUCAGUUCUGCCAGACAUGGUCAAGCGGUUCGAAGCGCUCGAGCGAGAGCAUGAGGAUCUCGAGGCUGCCGCUCGAGAGCUCGCCGACUGCGACCCGGAUGAGCUUGAAGCAGCCCGCGUAGACCUCAUCUCGGCGGAGAAGAGCAUCGCCGAGAAGACCAAAAGGAUUGAGGAGCUUCGUCGAGAUCUAGAAGAGUCUGAGAAAUGCACCGACACGCUUACGAAGCAGAAACAACAGUGUGUCGAAGAGAUCAAGGAGGCUGAUAAAAUCCGAGAGGAAUGCCGAGGGUGGAGCUCUACCGAGAUUAGCAAGUUGAAAGCCCGAACGGACGAGAUUGAACGACAGCACGGCUGGACCAUCACAGGAAUUUCGGGCAGUGUUGUCUCGAUGAGCUACAGGCGUGAAAUAGAGCUCGUCUUUGACACUACACUAUUCCAGGAGCGGGAUGAGCAGGAACAACAGCAACAAGAUUCGCGCAUCGAUCUAUGGUACCUUGCCGAUAAGCGCGAGCUCAACCCGCUGCCGGCGACACCAGAGAAGGACUUCUUUCUCCAGUGCAUCCGCGACCACGUGCGGGGGAUGAUGAUGGCGCCCUCUUCGUCCGCUCUACGCGUUAGUCGCCUGCUCAGCACCGUCAGCGCGUCGUGGGACAAGGCCAACGCGGUGGCCCGCCACGUCCGCCUGCUCAACCUCUCCUUCCCGACGUCGGUAGCCAAGACGUCAGACGCGUCCAUCGCCAUCCGCUCGUCCCUGCUGCUUGUGCCUCUCCAGACGCGCGCUGAGGUCGUCCUUACCUUGCAGAGCGUGCCGGGUGUCGCUGGCGAGGCCAUCGAGGUUGCCGUCAUGCCCGACGCGCGUGUCGUCUACGGCGAACCGUUCAAUGUUGUCAAGAUGAAGGACUUCCUGGCCACCAAGCUUGGCGGCUGUGUCCUAGGCACAGCCAGCGAUAGGAAGCAGCAGUCCUGGAGUGACGUAGUGAGCGAGUUGCACCGACGGCUGCUGGCCAGGGGAGUAAAGGCCCGGCAAAAGUAAAUAAUUAGUUCAUUGUAUUUGUGUAUGGAGUAAGGGCGGAGCAUGUUGAGUAUGCGAUGCAUAUCUUUUGCGGUCUGGGUCUGGGUCUGGUCUGAUUGGGUACUUUUGGGUGGAUGGGAUGGCGCGGAUCUGAUACCCCCUCGCUUUGGAGAUGAAUUAUGUGUGAACGAAUAAUAAGAGUUGUAAUUUGGCCUCCAAUGCCCAGUAUCAUUACUGUUCACUAUAGGCAUUCGGCCAUGUUAAGGUAAUAAACCACUGGUUGUAUAGAGACUAUGACUAGAG
This is a messenger RNA of Lasiosphaeria miniovina, 4885 nucleotides long. RefSeq lists its product as uncharacterized. Lineage: Eukaryota; Fungi; Ascomycota; Sordariomycetes; Sordariales; Lasiosphaeriaceae. The transcript has 4 exons. The record is from RefSeq and is a predicted model, not a curated record. Gene Ontology annotation, cellular component: kinetochore. Gene Ontology annotation, biological process: protein localization to kinetochore; mitotic sister chromatid biorientation; mitotic spindle assembly checkpoint signaling. The coding region runs from base 119 to 4603 and encodes 1494 amino acids.